AGUGGGUUUUACAGGGGUUUAGUGACACCUUGUGUGUGAACAGAGAACUGCUCUCUCUGUUGUGGAGGAAGGACGUGGACUAACUUCAGUCAGUCUGCAGGAAACUUGAGAAGUUGAGAUCCAGAAAUGGCAGCUCAGGAGGAAUUCUUUGCGGGCAUUCCCAAGAUCCCAUACUCACCCAGUGCUGGGCCUGGAGAUGUCAUGUGCUUCAAACACUACAAUGCAGAGGAGGUGCUGAUGGGGAGGAAGAUGGAGGACUGGCUGAGGUUCUCCGUCUGCUACUGGCACUCCUUCUGUGGCACUGGAGCUGAUCCUUUCGGGUCUCCGACCCUCCACCGGCCCUGGAAUGAAGGAACUCCCAUGGACUCAGCCAAGAAGCGACUGCGGGCUGCUUUCGAGUUUUUCACCAAGCUUGGUGUGAAAUACUACACAUUUCAUGACAGGGACAUGGCUCCUGAGGGCUCCACCCUGGAGGAGUCCAACAGGAAUCUGGAUGAAAUAACAGACCUGGCUCUCCAGCUGCAGAGCCAGACUGGAAUCAAGGUGUUGUGGGUCACCUGCAACCUCUUUGCCCACCCAAGGUACAUGAAUGGUGCAGCCACCAACCCUGACUGCCAUGUUCUGGCCUACGCUGGCGCUCAGGUUAAGAAGGGGCUCGACACUGCCAAGAAGCUGGGUGCAGAAAACUUUGUGUUUUGGGGAGGGAGGGAAGGUUUCCUGUCUGUCCAUAAUACUGAUGUUGCUGCUGAACUGAAGCACAUGGCCAACUUCUUCAAAAUGACUGUCAAUUACAAAGAGAAGAUCGGGUUGAAGUGUCAGUUUCUUAUCGAACCCAAGCCGAAGGAGCCCUGCAAACACCAGUAUGACUAUGAUGCUAUGAGUGUCAUCGGAUUCCUUAAGCAUUAUGGUCUGGAGAAUCACUUUAAGUUGAACAUCGAGCCCAACCACACCACCCUGGCAGGACACUCCUACGAACAUGAUGUUGUCAUGGCCUCUGCGUUUGGCAUGCUGGGUUCAGUUGACUCAAACACUGGGUCUCCUGACCUGGGGUGGGACACAGACCAGUUCCCCAUGGACAUCAGGAACACCACCUUGGUCAUGAAGACCAUCAUUGAACAAGGUGGUCUGCAGCCAGGAGGCCUGAACUUCGAUGCUAAGGUGCGCAGGGAGUCCACAGACCUGGACGACCUGUUCAUCGCUCACAUCGGAGCCAUGGACACCUUUGCAAGAGGACUCAGAAAUGCUGUUCGCCUUAUUGAGGACGGGCUCAUCGCCGGUAUGGUGAAGGAGAGAUACUCAAGCUUCAGUCAUGGUAUCGGACAGAAAGUGGAGGAUGGUUCUGCCACCUUGGAGGAAAUGGAGGCCUUCAUCAAGCAGAACGGUGAGCCGAAAGUGACAUCAGGGCAGCAAGAGAAAUAUGAAUCAAUCUUUAAUCACUACAUAUGAUAAAGCUUCGCUCUCCUGUGUCUGCAUUAUGACAUGAUAACCUUUGACCUUAGAUAGAGUGUUAAACAGAGUGUUAGAAAGGUAGAGCACUUUAUUAAUCCCACUGGGAGUAAGAAUUGCAUUUAUUUGCGGUUGUUUUACUAACUUAAAAAGUAAAAAUACAGAUGCUGAACACUGCAAGUAGAGAGCUGAAAUGUUUAUGUAUAACAUGACCAUGACAGACUAACUGAUAGACCUAUUAACAUUUUGGGAAUCAGUGUAGCAUUAUGUAUUUGUGGUGCUAUUGACAUAACAUCUGGAAUUGGAUACUCUGAGUGGCUAUAUUCAUAUUAGCUGAUGACUACUGAUGUUCACUCUGUAAUAAAACAUAUUAUCACAAUGCA
Messenger RNA from Sebastes umbrosus (honeycomb rockfish), 1829 nucleotides. RefSeq names its product xylose isomerase-like. Bases 127 to 1446 code for a protein of 439 amino acids. Gene Ontology annotation, biological process: carbohydrate metabolic process. NCBI's taxonomy places the organism in Eukaryota, Metazoa, Chordata, Actinopteri, Perciformes, Sebastidae. Gene Ontology annotation, molecular function: xylose isomerase activity. The record is from RefSeq and is a predicted model, not a curated record. The transcript is spliced from 14 exons.